Molecule: messenger RNA, 1359 nt
Organism: Emericellopsis cladophorae
Lineage: Eukaryota; Fungi; Ascomycota; Sordariomycetes; Hypocreales; Bionectriaceae
Exons: 2
Coding region: 1-1359 (452 amino acids)
Source: RefSeq, a predicted model, not a curated record
AUGACGCCUCUCUUGUUUCUCUUGGUUGCCCUCGCGUCGGCGCAGUCGUCUAUCACUGCAGUCUUGGACGUUGCCGUUCGGAAUGGCGCGCCGCAGCAACUAGCUAGUGGCAUUAUCUACGGCACCCCAGAUGUGCAGAACCAGAUCCCAGACAGGUUUUACACCGAGACAAAGCUUAAGUACUUCCGAGCUGGCGGUGCGCAAUUGUUCGGCGUAGGUCAGCGAGGCUGGCAUUACAACGAAUACCCGGCCCGAUUUCAAUCAACUUUGAGCAACUACCGUACUGCGCGCAAGUACGGGGGCGAGUUCCAGAUCCUUCCCCACGACAUAUGGGGAACCGAUACCGCGAACAGCUCGACCCAUUGGCCUGGGGACAAUGGCGACUGGUCUAGCUACGACCGCUUCCUGGAUCGCCUGAUCGCUGACAUCAAGGCAAACAACAUGGUGCCUGGGCUCAAAAUUGACAUCUGGAACGAGCCGAACUUGCCCUUGUUCUGGAACAGGGGCCUCCAGCAGUGGCUGGAUCUGUGGCGGAGAACACACCAGAGGUUCCGUGCCGAUCCGCAGCUGAGAGGCGUUCCGCUCAUUGGACCUUCGCUUACGAUUGCUCCUACAUUGACUGAUCCCUGGUGGGACGCCUUUAUGAGAUGGCAGGUGACCCAGAACGUUCAAGCAGACCAGUACACCAUCCAUUUGCUUGGGUCGACAACGGAUCGUUUUAACGACAUGCAGUCGGUUGUGUCCGUCAUGGAGCAGCUCUAUGCUAGGACUGGAGCAGCACGCAAAAGCUAUUCUGUCAACGAAUAUAUAAACUCUGGCAACGAACGCCAGAACUCCGCCAAUGCUUGGCACAUUGCUCGAUUGGAGCGUUACAAUGCUUCUGGUCUUCGCGCAAAUUGGCUAUCGACCUGGGAGUUACACGAUUUCUUGGCUGAGCUCGUCUGGCGACCCAACGCAAACUCCCAGUACCAACCCAACGGUGCCUGGCACAUGUACAGAUACUAUGCUCAGAGCAUGACGGGCACUCGUCUUGGCACUUCUGGCUCCCCGGAUGGUGCUCUUGACAUCUUUUCUACCCUUGCCUCUGAUGGGACAGUUCGGAUUCUUACGGGGGUACGGGCCCGGACCGGAACCUGGGAGAUUGAAGUUCGCAACCUGCAAGCACUUGGCUUCCCAGCCAAUGGUCAAGUUACGAUCAGAACUCUAGGGUUUGAUGAUGUGGGUUUGCGAGGUGUCUCAAACGGUCCCAGCGACCGUGGGACCUACACCCAUACCUACACGAAUGGAGUCUUGAGGUUCCCUAUCUACCAGACCCAAGCCGACCUUAGGACUGCUUGGGCCUUUGAGUUCAGAAGGUGA